Molecule: messenger RNA, 2102 nt
Organism: Drosophila teissieri
Lineage: Eukaryota; Metazoa; Arthropoda; Insecta; Diptera; Drosophilidae
Product: protein hemingway
Exons: 5
Coding region: 152-1996 (614 amino acids)
Biological process (GO): spermatogenesis
Source: RefSeq, a predicted model, not a curated record
UCAAAGUUUGAGCACCUUAGGAGUUUCGGCAGUUCUCAGUACAAACUACAGAAAAACACACGUGUGACAACGAUUAUCCCCAAAAAACAAAAUACACCCCAAACGACGAACGGAACUUAAUUUGAAAACCGACAAAGGAUACGCUCACAGGAUGUCGGAGGCUGGAGAACGCUCUGAUGAAGAGUCCUAUGCAGAGGAGUCCUUCGAGGAGGACUCGCAGUCUGAGGUGGAUGAUCAGGAGGAGGAGGAGGUGGAGGAAGAAGAGGCUGCGAAUGUUGAGAUAGAGGAGUCAAAUCCAAGUGAGGCUCUCCUGGAGGAGAGCGACACCCAAAGCGAAAGCGAUGCGGAAGCCGAGUUUCUUCGCGGCAACCCACACGCUCGUCGCCAGUUGGCCCCCCGAAUGGUGUCCUACCUGAGUUCCUCCUCAGAGGACGAAAGCCAAGUGGUCAUCACCAAAACGGUAGCCGAGGUAAAUCAACUAAGUCUGCGAAUGGACACGCCUAUGGAGGAUGAGACGCCCUCGGUGCGCACUCUUAUGCCAGGCAGUGCCCAUUCCCGGGUUAAGGAUGAGGACGAGGAUGAGGACGAGGACGAUGAUGAGGACGAGGAUGAUGACGAGGAUGCUGAAGUCGAAGAAGUCGAAGAGGAGGAGGAAGAAAUUCCAGGAGACGAAGACGACGCCCAAAGCGAUGGAUCCAUGGGUCGUCAGUCCGCCGAGGACAACGAUGAGGACGAGGGCACGGAUGUUGAAGUGGAGCAACUGGAGGAGGAUGAACCAAUUGUAACAGCUGUGUGCAAAAAGCUGGUCCAGGAAAAGGUUCCGCUGCACCAGGAGGACAUUGUUUCGUUGGUGGAUGCCAGUGACAACAGCAGUGAGCACAGUGUGGCCACCAUGUGUGUAGCAGGAGACGAAACGGAUAUCACCUUGGCGGAGUCUCCUAGAUUACGAAAGCACCAACCAGUUACUGCAAAGGAGCCGGAAUCGCUAAAAGAGGAGGAAGAACCGGAAGUGGAUCAAAUGGAGGAACCCAUGGAAAACCUUAAUGAACUUUUAAAUAGUUGUGAUUCGUUGCCAACAGCACAGCCCGAUCUAGCGAGGGUUCGGUACCUGGAGCAGCAAAUGACCCAGAUGUCGGAGAUGAUCAUGAAGUCGUUCCAGAUCAAUGGAGGAGCACCAAAUAGCCAAGCCUUCGAGCAGCUUGCCAUGGCCACGGAGAUGAUGCAGCAACGUAGUAGCAGACGCGAGGACACUGAAUCCGAGAUGGCAUCGAUGACGGAAUCGAUUAUGACCAGUGCCAGAAGCUUGGGUGGAGGAGUUCCCCCCAUGAGAAUGCGGAUGCAGCGUUCUCAGGAAGCGCUUGUCACGACGCGACCUUCCAAGCUACUCAGACCCAAAUGCAGAUGUCCCUCGGAAUCGGAUUUAAUCGAACACGAGCAGGAACUGGAGAUGGGUCAGGAGUUGCCCCAUGGACUGACACCGGACGUCGGCUUGGGCAUGGGAAUGGGAAUGGGCAUGGGCGAAGGCUACCUCGUGGACGAAUGCGGCCAGGGCGACGGACUCAUGAGACAUCCACAACAGCGCAAACCGCCGGAGUUCCACAGGCGAGCGGUUAGCGGAACUCCAAGCAGCUUGAACAGCGAUGGUUGCGAGUAUCAAAUCAAUGUGUCGCGUUCCCGCUGCUCUAAUGAUAAGAUGAACUAUAAAAACCUUGGGCGCAAGAGCUACAGUUUUACGAAUCCCCAAGUGCGCGAGAUCGAGCGCCAGAAUCAGAUUCUUCUGCGCAAGAUGAUGACUGUGAAGCCCACGGCGACAAUCAAGGCGAGCACCAGCAGCAUUAAGAUCAAUGGCCCGGAGAAGCGACAGCCACCUCCAGCGCCACGUCUCUCCAGCGCUGCUGUUAACCGGAAGAAGUAUCAGCGCCAGAUCGACCUGGACAACGAUCUGCUGAAGCGGAAAUUGGAGGCCAUCGGCACCCGGCGACCGCAAUUCAAGUGAGGCCUCCACGGGCAGCUCCAACUGUGUUCAUUAAGUGUUUAAAAGUGUUUAAUGCGAAUUUACAAAAUUAAAAUUUAUUGCAAGUUGAAAAAUGUAGAGAACUAUA